Chaetomium fimeti is the source of this 2739-nucleotide messenger RNA. Its product is annotated as kinase-like domain-containing protein. The record is from RefSeq and is a predicted model, not a curated record. Lineage: Eukaryota; Fungi; Ascomycota; Sordariomycetes; Sordariales; Chaetomiaceae. Gene Ontology annotation, molecular function: protein serine/threonine kinase activity; ATP binding. Gene Ontology annotation, biological process: peptidyl-serine phosphorylation; intracellular signal transduction. Gene Ontology annotation, cellular component: spindle pole body. The transcript has 3 exons. The coding region runs from base 335 to 2314 and encodes 659 amino acids.
CCCUACCCAAUCAACCCGCCUUCCAUUGUUCCUGAAUCGGGCAAGACCACUGGCACGGCGCGGCUUUGGGCGCCAUAAUUUAAGCUCAUCUCCAUUGUUUGGCGCGACUUGUUGUCCUGCAGGUGAUUCGAGACUCUUGACAUCAUCCUCUACAUUUUAUCACGUCGCUGGCUGCAGCAUUCCCCCUCGUCCCAUUCCUUCCUCACUGCCCAUCAGUUUGAUGCUUUGCUGCAAGUAAAGGCGGACUGCAAGCAGCAAACAUCUGCAUCACAUUUCCCCCGUCCGCAGGUCCCAGGUUUUCUCGACUUCGUACCUUGCAGAUCGCCCGAACGCCAUGGCGAGCUUCAUGGCCAAUCUAUUCCCCGGAGGGAAGCCGGACAAGACCACCGACGCGCGCCCCUCCACACCGACGCGAAACAGCUUCAUCACCCCUGUCAGCACUCCACAAGGCAGCCCUAGCAAGAAGACGGUCCCUCCCGGUGCCAAUGAGCUCCCCGUCGCUCUUCAGGGCAUGAAAAUCAACCCGCCCAGCGCUUUCGACACUCCGGUGAAGCUCAGCCGACCGCAAAGUGUUGUUGCGCCGCUAUCCCCCGGGAAGAGUAACCUGCAGAGUGUCGAGGAAAGCUCGCCAACCGUCGACGACAGCAUCAUCCGCAAAGGAGGCAUCCCCCGCACGGGUAGCCCUUUGAGAAACCAGGGACAGGAAAAUACACAUCCCGCACUCCCCCGAGACCCCUUCACCGAGCCGACAUACCAACCCAGCCAUGCCGCCGUAUCGCGCCAAGAGCUGUACCAACCGAGGGACCGGCCACCACAGACCACCCGGCGAUUCAACACAACUAGGGGUCUCACUGCUGAAGAACGCGAACUUCUGCAGAAGCCGGGCGUCAAACGCCUGGUCAAUGUCACUCAACUCUAUUUCCUGGAUUACUACUUCGAUCUCCUGACUUAUGUUGGUUCGAGGCAGAGCCGUCUGAACGCGUUCAAGGAAGAAUAUCCGCCACCACCGGGAACCGAUGAGGAGACGUAUAACCAGAUGUGGUCCAAGUACACGGGCCGAGAACGGGCCAAUCUCCGCAAGAGGCGGGUGCGGCUGCGGCACGCUGACUUCCAGAUCUUGACCCAGGUCGGUCAAGGCGGCUACGGCCAGGUCUUCCUCGCGCAAAAAAAGGACACGAAGGAGGUGUGUGCCCUCAAGGUCAUGAGCAAGAAACUGCUUUUCAAGUUGGACGAGGUCCGACACGUCCUAACUGAACGGGACAUUCUCACAACGGCCAAGAGCGACUGGCUAGUCCGCCUACUGUACUCCUUCCAGGAUGACAAGAAUAUCUAUCUUGCCAUGGAAUACGUACCAGGUGGAGACUUCCGCACCCUUCUCAACAACACGGGCGUGCUGUCGAACCGGCACGCGCGCUUUUACAUCGCCGAGAUGUUUUGUGCCGUCGAUGCUCUGCAUCAGUUAGGCUACAUUCACCGCGAUCUGAAGCCGGAGAACUUCCUGGUCGACUCUACCGGUCACGUCAAGCUCACCGACUUUGGCCUGGCGGCUGGAUUCUUGGCUCCUGCUAAGAUUGAGUCGAUGAGGAUCCGCCUGGAAAAAGCGUCUGAGACGUCGGUUCCGUUCGGCAAACCAAUGGACCAGCGCACGGUUGCCGAGCGCCGGGAAGGAUACCGCACCAUGAGAGAGAAAGACGUGAAUUACGCCAAGUCAAUCGUGGGCUCGCCAGACUACAUGGCCCCGGAGGUGCUGAGGGGCGAGCAGUACGACUUUACCGUCGACUACUGGAGCCUGGGCUGCAUGCUCUUCGAGGCCCUUACGGGUUUCCCUCCGUUCGCGGGAGCGACUGCCGACGAGACAUGGCGGAACUUGAAUCAUUGGCGGGAGGUUUUGAAGCGACCGGUGUGGGAAGACCCGAGCUACUUCCUGAGCAACCGGACAUGGGGUUUUAUCACGACUUGCAUCAACUCUCGGUCCAGGAGGUUCUCCAACAUCAAGGACAUUCUCAACCAUCAGUACUUUGCCGAGGUCGACUGGGCCGUGUUGCGUGAGACGAAGCCGCCGUUCGUCCCGGAGCUCGACUCGGAGACGGACGCGGGCUACUUUGACGACUUCAGCAACGAGGCCGACAUGGCCAAGUACAAGGAGGUGCACGACAAGCAGCAGGCGCUCGAGGGUAUGGCGGAGCGCGAUGACGAGAUGAGCAAGGGCCUCUUCGUCGGCUUCACCUUCCGCCACCGCAAGCCGGCGACCGACGAGGGCACUCCGCGCAAGCCGAUCCCCUUCGAGGAUAAUACCUUUGGCACUAUGCUGUAGUGUCAGCAGCGGCGGUCCAAGACCGAAUACCCGCAACUUGGGGGGCCUUGGGAACACCAAGGGGUAGAGGAGCCGCAUGCCGGGGUAUGGACGCGGGAGUUUGGGUUGGUAUGAUGACGGGACAUUUGAUGGCAUAGCGGGAAGGCGGUAUAGGUUGGUCACGGCGAUGGCUGGAGGGUUAUGUUGGGUUUCCUUUCUCGGCUCUCCGAGUUGUUACGUCGCCCUCAGAACGGCGGCUUGUUCGGCAUUGUGCUUGCGUGUCACGGAGUUUCUGCUGGGGCGGGAAAGGGAUAGAUGGUCGCUGCGGGCGAUGGUCGGCUGGGCCAUUCUGAUCGUCGGCGCGCGUUGGUUUUAGUGAGUGUAGAACAAUUGUACCAGGUUAUCAUCAGUUUUACUUUGGCAAAAAUGAUACUCGUCUUUGACGC